GUCGGAUAGCCUGUGGCAUUCCUCCGCGAAGCAAAGCGCUUGCGUUGGCUGGCGUGUCCGCGCGCGCCCCCCCGUCCGCCGGGUGGCGCGGCGCUGGCGGUGAGCGUCCAGGCGUCAGCAAAUCGGCCCAGUUCGCUAUGGUAGCCGGUCCGGGGAUCGCAGACUGUGCGGAAAUCCGACGAGUUGGCCGCGUUCUUCCGCGGUGGGCCCGAAGCAAAAGAGCCGUCGCGCCACGGUCGCUGGCUUCCACCCUAAGAUCAACAUCGGCAGGGCAGGACGCAGCCGCCGCGCCUGUGGGUUUGCCUGUUUCUUUCUUUGCCCCGGCGGGGUUUCAGACUUCGGGCGCGCAGAAUGCGCGCGGCGCCACGCUUGGCCGCGCCGCUUCGCGCGGUGGGCCUUGCCGGCAUGCCCUACCCCGUCCAGGGGUGGCGGGCGCCGGCGCCUCCUCUCGGUUCAUUGUUGUUGUGUGGUCCGCAUUGUUGCCGCAAGCCCCGGACGGCGGGCCGGUGGGCUGGCUGUGUUGGCGGGCCCCCAAGAUUGCGAUAGCGGCUACAGGGCGGUCGCAGUGGGCCGCGCGCUUUGCCUGUGUGUCCGUCGCGCAGCCCGUUCGCGUUAUUCGUCGGGGGCGAGCAUGCCGCGCUCCGCGUUAGUUUGUACUUGUGUGUAUGAAGAAGAACACGAU
This is a messenger RNA of Amoebophrya sp. A120, 682 nucleotides long. NCBI's taxonomy places the organism in Eukaryota, Dinophyceae, Syndiniales, Amoebophryaceae. The record is from the annotation of a GenBank genome assembly.